This is a messenger RNA of Delphinapterus leucas (beluga whale), 3051 nucleotides long. RefSeq names its product killin, p53 regulated DNA replication inhibitor (gene KLLN). The record is from RefSeq and is a predicted model, not a curated record. NCBI's taxonomy places the organism in Eukaryota, Metazoa, Chordata, Mammalia, Artiodactyla, Monodontidae.
AUGGGAUGCACGCUGCAGCCCCCUGCAUUUCCCCCGGAGAGCCGAGCAUCUCUCCCCUCGGGGUUCCAGUUGGGUUCACCGCUCCGAACUCAAGCUCGACCCUUAGCGGCUCCUCGCCCCGCCCCUUUUGGGCCGCAGCGAAAACCCGGCUGGGUGGAUCGCCCCGCGGCCAGGUUCCGCGCUCCCCUAGCGGGUCAGUGCACGCUAGAGACCGGGGUUGCAGGGCGGGAGUAUGAAUUACGGGACGGUAGGAAACUGCAGCCCCAGCGAGUGGGCGGACGAGGAGACCUAGGAGGGUUCAAAAGGAGGUGGAGGGAUACACGGGCCACAGUCGGAACUACUUUCAGGAGGAGGUCACGUGUGUUCCUAGUUGGGGAACUUUCCAAAUUCCCACUCCCAUUUGAUAGCUCUAGAGGCAAGUGCUUCCCUUCCUUUGCCCAGGGUGCUCCCGCCAUGUACGGGUAGCUGGACCCCAGAGCCUCCCCGGUUUCGGCGGAAGAAUAGGCUCAGACGAUCCUCCCGCCGGAGCGCUGUCAGUGCUGGCGCCUGAGGAGCUGGUUACACAAGCACCCACAUCCAAGCACGUGCCCCCGCCUCCCCUCACCUUGGCUGCCGCCGCUGAUUCUUGCGGAUCUCGGAGCAAGAGUUCCCAAGCUGGGCACCCUUUCCUGCUACCCACAGAGCAAGCUAGAGGACGGAGACCUGAAACUCCGAGCUCUGGAUCCGCUACCACUGCGCCUUCCAAACCGUGGGAGAAGGGGCUGGGCCCCGGGGGUCUGGCGCAUCUUCCUUGCUAGUGCCCUGCCCCCUAGGGCGAACCUUUCUGGUGCUGUACUCGCGGGGCAAAGGGUAUCUACUGCAGCAGCCCGGUGAUUGAAUUCAGCGAUGUUGCGACAAACUUUCAGUCACUACUGAGCGGGUGAGCGCGCCCCACCUACUGUAGACUCAGCCUAGUGACUUAUCUGGUCGGAGAACCUAGUCCAUGGCCUUCAGCCCAGAACAAACUUGUCAAGUCUGCUUAGAGCUCGGAUUGUUUGACCUAAACCGCGAAAGAUCUGGUUCGGAAAUGCUGAAAACUAGAGCACAUUUACCCUGACAUCGAUCGGCUGCAAAGCCUGAGGAGAGAGAACCCUUUUCAAUUCCUGUGGCACAGAGUUAUUCUGGAGCAGAGAGGGUGUGCAUCACCAGUACUAACAUGCUGGAAUAUGAGACUGGCCCACAAGCACUUCCAUCUGCUGAAAGAAGAAACUGGAAAAUGAGUUUUGCUGCUACUCUAAACAUCAGGUCCCUCUACUUAUCUCCAUGGUGAGUGAAAGGACCACCAACGUUGGCAGAUAUUUGACCAGCCUGACAGCAAUACCAGGUGGUUAUUAGAAGUUGCUGAGUAAAAAAUUUCCUCCCCUUCCCAGUGUUAAGUGGGUUCCUGAAGGAAAUCCUUUUUUAAUUUUUGUAUUUCUUCACUUUGUCCUCCUACCCAAGAAGUCUCCAUAUGCAGGUGGUAGAGCUGAAACCUUUAAAUAGCUGACACUAUCUAAUGUACAGAAAGUUUUUUAAAAUGUUUUUUUCAAGUUCAGUUGCAAAUAUCUGCUUGGCUGUACAGAUAUUACAAUACAUUGGUUUCUAAACACUUCAGUUAUUUACCUGUCUGGAUUCAGACUGCCCUGGGGAGAAACAGAAGCUGGUAACAAAGGGAGAAUUAUAUAAAGCUUCAGGGAGACUAACCAUACAGAAUAAUUAGUGAACAGGAAAAACCAGCUUUAAUUAUAGUUUCUAACAGCUGAUUCCAAAACUGUAUUGCUACUGCAUCCAGAGAAUAUCUAAAGAAAAUUCCUUUCUUAUUUUCUUUGAUAAGUGAAAUGACCAGCAACUCAAUGGGGAUGAUAUAAAUAGUUGAUGUGCUCUUUGUAGGUCCUGCUGCUAAAAUGUCUUUUGUUGAACACUGAUUGCUAUAGUGCCUUUCUCAUCUCCCACACACUGACCUUUCAAAUAGAGAUCUAAAGCAAUGGCUUCAAUUUUUAAGUAAUCUUCUCUAUUUUUAUCUGCUUAACCACUGUUUUCUAAAUAAUACAGAGUAAAAAGUAUGUAAUAAUUAUAUAUUUUAACUUAAACCAUCCCAUUCUUCCAAUGGUCUGAAGACUUUUCCCUUAUUUCAGUUAUCCUAAUUACAAAUAUCCCUGUUGUUUUAAAUAAAGACCUUUUGCUUACAACAUUUCUCCAGAAGGUACCAGUAUGGAUCAUACAAGCAACCACAUCCUAAAAGAGAAUUUUCCAUUGUUGCCUACAAGUUCUUCAUGCCCUAAUCUCCUGGAGCUCUUUCAGAUGGCACUUGUGUCUCCUUUCACAACUCAGUAGAGAGGUGUGCUGUAUGAAAUAUCACACAAAGAGAAAUGAGGGCUGGGCUGGGAGAACCACAGAGCAGACUAGGCACUCACUAUGUCCAAGUGGCAUUUAGAAAUUGUGACUUGGACUAGAGAGUGAUAGAAAAGAAAGACCUAACAUGACAAGACAGCUUAGAUUGUUUUAGUCUCUGAUCUAACACUGGCUAUUGGAUAUUCCACUCUGGUCCCCUUAAUACUAACUCUAGCCCUAGGAACACAUAUCUUGCCUUUUAGCUCUUCCGAUAAUAGAAAAAGAUAAUAAUUUUUAUGUUACCAGCAGAUAUUGGGGCAUUUACCAGGUGCUUCACAGAGUAGCCCUCAUUGGUCCAGGUAUAGGAGGGACACUGAGAAGGAGUCAAGGGUAACUAUUGCCUCACUCCUACAAAUCUUUCCCUUCAGAACAUCCUUCUGGCUUCUGAGGUAUCACUUUUUCUGGCAACAAAAAGCAACAAAAAACCUUUUUGAAAGAGAAAAUGCAUGGUUAAAACUCUAUCUAAGGGACUUCCCUGGUGGUCUAGUGGUUGAGAAUCCGCCUGCCAAUGCAGGGGACGCGGGUUCGAUCCCUGGCUGGAGAACUAAAAUCCUACAUGCCAGGGGGCAACUAAGCCCACACACCACAACUACUGAGCCUGUGCACUCUGGAGCCCACCCGCCACAACUAGAGAGAAGCCUG